This is a messenger RNA of Pecten maximus, 765 nucleotides long. RefSeq lists its product as uncharacterized. The record is from RefSeq and is a predicted model, not a curated record. The annotation marks the transcript as partial. The transcript has a single exon. NCBI's taxonomy places the organism in Eukaryota, Metazoa, Mollusca, Bivalvia, Pectinida, Pectinidae.
UUCCGGGACAAGUAUAAACAGUUAGGCUGGACGGUGUUGCCAGUUAAACAUCAAGUCAAAGGUCACCCUAUUCUCAAACACAUGUUUCUGGAAGCAAUUCAGCUACAACCACAUUCACAACUAUAUGGAUUUGCCAAUGCAGACUUACUCUUCACGGAUUCUCUCGUGGAAAGUUUGCGCGCUGUUGUCAGCUCGCCUGUAUUAUUUAAGAAAACUUUCUUGGUUGUUGGACGCCGCAUGAACACCCCGAACAUCACGCGCGAGGAAGCAAGCUCGUGGAGGAAUAUAACCAAGGCUUCAAAACGGGGAAAGCUUAUGGAGGCCACGCGCGGCAUUGAUUACUUUAUAACGUCUCCUAACUACCACUGGAGACACAUACCCGGCGUUCAAGUCGGACAGAAGUUAUAUGAUAAUUGGUUGGUUUGGGACGCUCGGAGAAUGGGCUACCAUGUGAUCGAUGUAACAAACACAUUGCUGGCCGUCCAUCAAGAUGCACCUUACCCUAAACAGCACGGACGAAUGAAUCAAAAUCUUGUAUUGAUAAAGGAACCCAGCCAAAAACUCUAUAACCGGGGAGUCGUGGCGUGUUGUAACCUCUAUACCGUACACAUUAAUCGGACCAUACGUCUUCAACGCAAAAAGUUACCAAAACAUUGUUUCCAUUGAUUAUACCUGUAACAUUACGUCUGGUGACUUAUAUCUGUAAUAUUACGUCUGGUGACUUAUACCUGUAACAUUACGCCUGGUGACUUAUACCUGUACAAU